Messenger RNA from Chiloscyllium plagiosum (whitespotted bambooshark), 5883 nucleotides. Its product is annotated as copine-8. Gene Ontology annotation, molecular function: calcium-dependent phospholipid binding. The record is from RefSeq and is a predicted model, not a curated record. NCBI's taxonomy places the organism in Eukaryota, Metazoa, Chordata, Chondrichthyes, Orectolobiformes, Hemiscylliidae. Gene Ontology annotation, biological process: cellular response to calcium ion. Gene Ontology annotation, cellular component: plasma membrane.
GUUUGUAAAAAUGCCUGUGCCCCUCCUCUCCCAGCUGGUUUAGUUGGGCUUUCUGAUGCAGACACGGCUCAAAUGCUGCCGAUUCCUGCCCCUCCUCUCCUUCUCAGGCGUUUUCUUGUAUUUGUUAUGAAGUGACAUCACCCGCAGACACACACACACACACACUCUAACCCAAGCCGAGGAGUGGAGCCGUCCGACGCUUCAGGGCUCGGGCUUGUGCAGUCGAGAGCUACAGGAAUAUGGCGUCCAUAGGAGACUUCGAUCCCCUGCACACCAACAUCCCGGCCACCAAAGUGGAGAUCACCAUCUCAGGCAGGAAUCUUUUGGACAGAGAUACAUUUUCUAAGUCGGAUCCAAUUUGUGUUUUAUAUUUACAAGGAAUUGGGAACAAAGAAUGGAGAGAGUAUGGAAGAACAGAAGCUAUUGACAAUACAUUGAACCCAGAUUUUGUGAGAAAAUUUCUUCUUGAUUACUUCUUUGAAGAACGCCAGAAUCUCCGAUUUGAUCUGUAUGAUGUUGAUUCAAAGAGUUCGAAUUUAUCUGAACAUGACUUUCUGGGUCAAGCGUUCUGCACAUUGGGAGAGAUAGUUGGUUCGCAGGGAAGCAGAUUGGAAAAACCUCUUGUGGGAAUUCCUGGAAAGAAAUGUGGAGCAAUAAUUCUCACAGCAGAAGAAUUGAGCAAUUGCCAUGAUAUUGUGGCGAUGCAGUUUUGUGCCAACAAAUUAGAUAAAAAGGAUUUCUUUGGAAAGUCGGAUCCUUUCCUUGUAUUUUACAGAAGCAAUGAGGAUGGAACGUUUACCAUUUGUCACAAGACAGAAGUUGUAAAGAAUACAUUAAACCCAGUGUGGCAGGCUUUUACAAUUCCUGUGCGUGCACUCUGCAAUGGGGACUUUGACAGAACUAUCAAAGUGGAAGUGUACGACUGGGACAGAGAUGGAAGCCAUGAUUUUAUUGGGGAAUUCACCACUAAUUACAGAGAACUUUCCAGGGGACAGUCACAGUUCAAUGUGUAUGAGGUGCUAAAUCCAAAGAAGAAAGCAAAGAAGAAAAAAUACAUAAAUUCUGGAACAGUAACAUUGCUUUCCUUUGCAGUUGAAACUGAGUGCACGUUCCUUGAUUACAUUAGAGGAGGGACACAAAUCAAUUUUACAGUGGCUAUUGAUUUUACAGCAUCUAAUGGUCAUCCUGCCCAACCAACCUCUCUCCAUUACAUGAACCCUUAUCAACUUAAUACUUAUGCCAUGGCAUUGAAAGCUGUAGGAGAAAUCAUUCAGGACUAUGACAGUGACAAGAUGUUCCCAGCCUUAGGAUUUGGUGCCAAAUUGCCUCCAGAUGGAAGAAUUUCACAUGAAUUUGCAUUGAAUGGAAAUCCUCAUAAUCCAUAUUGCCAAGGAAUUGAUGGGGUUAUGGAAGCUUACUAUCGGAGUCUAAAGUCUGUGCAACUCUAUGGACCAACCAACUUUGCCCCUGUAAUUAAUCAUGUAGCAAGGUAUGCCGCCUCUGUAAAGGAUGGUUCGCAAUAUUUUGUCCUUCUUAUUUUAACUGAUGGAGUCAUCUCAGAUAUGGCACAGACAAAAGAAUCCAUUGUCAAUGCUGCUUGUUUUCCAAUGUCGAUAAUUAUUGUUGGGGUUGGACCUGCAGAAUUUGAUGCAAUGGAGGAAUUAGAUGGGGAUGAGAUUAGAAUAUCAUCGAGAGGAAGAUAUGCUGAGCGAGACAUCGUUCAGUUUGUGCCUUUCCGGGACUACGUUGACAGAACUGGAAAUCAUGUGCUGAGCAUGGCUCGACUUGCAAAGGAUGUCUUAGCUGAGAUUCCGGAACAAUUUCUCUCUUAUAUGAAAUCAAGAGGAAUUAAGCCUUCUCCUGCUCCACCCCCAUACACUCCCCCAGGUUAUCCUUUGCAGACACAGCUUUAACAGAGGCUGAUUCCAACAUUCCCAGUUGUCACUGUUGACCUGAACCAUUUUGAGUGGCAGAUUCCACUUUUUUUUUAAAUCAGGUUGCUCUACAAAGACUUAUGGAUGUUGUCAGCUCACCACUCAGAAAGCAUCCAAGAGUUUCUGCUGGGCUUCAGAUUGCAUGCUGUCAACAGUACUGUCAUCAGGCAAAGACUAGAGAGAGGGUGCAUAAAGAAAAUAAUUGAUUUCUUCAAGGCGGAGAGAAGAUCCUUGCGCCUCAUAGCUCAAUCAUCUCCUUUGAAACAAUGGGAAUUGUGGACUUUGCUGAAGAAGCAGAUGCUUUUUCAAAAUUGUUCUGACAGGGCAAUGAUAAAAGUUUGUUUGAAAAUUAAUGGAAAUUGAAGUCCCAGCUUGUUGUAAAUAACUGAUAAUGGCAGUUCUUAUUCUUUGAAUGUUUACAUGUUGACUCUUUUUACAAUUGAAUCAUUUUUCUAAACAUAUACUUCCUGUAAACACAGUUUUAAAUAUUGUUACAAUGGUGGUUUGCUAGGUGUUACACCUCUAUUUACUAAUGAUUAACUCAGAUGGAGGGUCCCCGUUCUAGUGCAUUAGUGAUCCUCAAACAAUCGGCCACAUGAUCUGGUCAGUAGUUAGUUAGCCUGACUGCUUCCUAGUGAUUACUACCUGAAAUUGCACCUCAAAAAUGACAGCCUCCCAACCAACUCUCAAUUGGCCAGCCCUUUUAUUGUUUCAAUUUAUGUGACAGCAAAAAUGCUUUACUAUGAAAAUAAAGCCUUGGGAGAAUGGAGAAAAACUGAGGAGUAAUUGGAAAAUAGCAAAAAUAUUGACAAUGCAGGCAUUGCAGUCUAAUCCAUAACAUUUUUGGGAGCAAGAAACUGUUUGAUUGAGGAAGACUGGAUAGGUUUGAGGACCACUAUACACACCAUGCCAAUAGUGUGCAAGCCUGAGCGCGUCAGGUAAAUGUGCCAGAAAAGUAACUGCACAGGUAUAUGUUCUUGUGCUCAUUUAUUAAGUUCUCCAUUAUUUUGUAUAUGCUUGUUCAGAUCUUACAGCACGUGCCCUAGCUGCAUGGACACUUUUUUGGAAGAGAAAUGCACUUUUGUGAGUAGUGUGCUAGAUUAAAUUCAGUAACAAUAUGGCCUUAAAUUCUCAGUAAAUACUUACAAUGACUUUUUUGCAUUUUGCCUUUGGAUAUUGAAAAAUGUGACAUGUUUUGGAACAUUUUUUGUGCCAAUACCGUAGUUGCUUUUUAAUUUUUCCACAGGAGUAGAAACUUGUUGCUUAGUUUAUUUACUAUUUUGCAUUUUAUGGAAAUUUUGAACAUUAUAGUUUCAAUAACAAACAACUUACAACUUCUGGAUUUGCAGGGCAAUGUCAGAAUAUGUGACAAAACUUGUUCUGUAGCUGUAAAUCACUUAACUGGAAAAAUUGUUUUUUAAUGGAUUACCUACAUUCCUUCAUAUAUAAGUACAUCAGAAUGCAGCCAAACAUAAAAUUUACACUUUUCGUACCAAAAAAUUCAAAUUACUUUGAAAAAUAAUAGAAAUGAGAAAAGAUAAAAAUUGUGUUCAUGAAAUGAUUAAAUGAUUGUUGGAUUUUGUAUUCCUUACACAGUCACUAAAUUACAUUUGUGCCACUUGUACUGGGCCAAAUCCCUUUUUGUAAUCUUAAAAGAAAUUGUAAUUUUUUAAAAAAACUAGAUUUAGCUCUGAUUUAAACCUUUUAUGCUCAAUGUCACUGGGAAAGAUGGGACCAAGUAUGCUUCACUACUUAGAGCAUUCAUGAAAAUUCAAUUAUUUUGUGACACUUUUCAUGUUGCUGCAGAUAACUGACAGCAGUAAAAGCGCAGCAGUGUCAUCAUCUCAUUAGUCAGUAUGUUUUGCCAACAAAAGAAAACAGUUAUAGCAAGAAAAGUCUCAAAUUUGAUGUAACAAGAACCUAAAUAAAUCCUAUGUUCUCAUUACUUCCCUUUGCCACACCCCCAAAAGAAUGAAGGUAGUAAGUAGGGGCAAAACAAAACUUCUCAUAUUGCUGACAUGUGUGAACUUAGCCCUCUAGAGAUAAGAUGCCCUGUCACCUUAUUGCAGAUGUACACUGCAAUCCAAUACAAUAUCCAUUUAAACUCAAUUACAACAUUUCUAUUUAUUCAUAUCAAGCCAGCUCUGAUACUAAUGUGAAAUUGAGUCCACUAAUUUUGUUGAAUUACAUUACUAGGCUUUCUGUUGCUAUAAAUGUCCUUUUUAAAACCUUUGUUCUUCAUAUUUUGUUUAUUGGUUAUCAGUUAUGAUUUUAGGAUCAAUUCUGAAAUUAACAAUUAUGUUUAUCUUUGUUUCUAAAAAUUACUAUUUGAAAAGUUUUAAGAAGUAAGUGUCAUUGACAGUGGCUAGUUUUUGUUAAAAAGGCAUGUACCAAUUCAAAUCUUGUAAUUACGUACAAUUUGAUUAGUAUUGAUAAAUAGUGAUUUUCAGAAUCUAUUGUGCUCUGAAUGUUUAACACCAAAUAUAUUGCUAUAUGCUUUGUAUUCAAUAUCGUACAAACUGUUUUCAUGAGAUCUUAUAUUGUCUAUCUACAGAAGUAUUACAUAUUAUUUUAACACUGAGUAAAAACGCAAAAUUAGAUAUAACUGAUACUUAUUUUUUACAUUAUUUAGUGUAAACAGUUAUUGGCACCAGUGAAGUUGUACAUUGAUUAUCUUAAUGAAUGCUAAAACAAUAAUCAUUACCUUUCUUUUAUAGUUCGCACUCUAGGUAUCAUGUGACAAAGUAUAAUUAAACAGUAUACUACUGUGUCAUCUCAAAGAUGUGAGGAAUAACUGACGGUCUACAUUCUUUAUCUGACAAAUAGUACAGAUAACUGGAUGAUUGUUGAACAGUAAAUAUAUAUUUCAAUGGUUGCCAAACUUUUGUGUUGCCAACAUAACUUAAGAGUAUUUAAAAUACCAAAUCACAAUCUGUACAGGUUCCUAUAACAGCACAGCUAUCACAUUGUGCUUUGGAAUAACUCAAAAUCAGCAAUUACAACUCCAGAAAUCUAGACUGGCUUUUCGUUGUUACCAAACAGAAAAUUCUGGCCAUAUCCAACAUUUUAGACAGCAUCUGUGGAAUGCAAACUGGUUGACUUUCAGACUUAUCACUUGAACUAGUUUAUGGAAAGACCAUCAAUAUGAAAUGAUUUUUAUCUUUUCACACCACAGGUGCUGCAUAUUUCUAGCAUUUUCUGUUUUUAUUUUUGAUUUCCAGAAUCUGCAAUAUUUACCCUUUGAUUUGGGCAUUGCCAGUUGUCAUUUAAAUAAGAAAAACUUAAUUGAUCUAGACUCGCUGAGAAAUGUGCUUUCUCGUCAUAUCGAACUUUGUUUUUUCUUACAGAACUGAAUUUUCAUUCAUGCCUAGAGUCCAACAAAAGAAACCGAUCACGGAAAUUGUCCACAGUAGCUCAGAUCUUACAUGUGCUAUGGAAUGUUACUAAGUAGAAUAUCUGAGCUAAGAUGAAACAAAAUAAUAAAAUCCUAUAAGUGCCAGCAUAAAAUUAAUGUAUUUCAUUUUUUAAAGCUUUGUGUUCUCUCAUUUUUAUUAACAUAUGUGUGAUAAUAAAACUUGCAGUUGUGAGACAAGUAAAUGUUUCCUCUUUUCACCCAAGGAUGUGCUGUGUUCUCCAGUUAGAUACAGUACAAAUUGCCUACUGCCAAUUGUAACAAAUAGCUUCCUUAUACUGCUGUAAUAAUGUACCAAACUGCCCUUUCCUGAUCCUGUUAUAAAUUCAGCUUUCAAACUACCACUAAUGUAGUGACUAUUGCCAGCAUCUAAAAUAGUCAGUUUAACUUUCAGCUUACAAUGCCAGACAAGAUAUUAAGAUAAUAAAUCAGAGAUAACUUGAUAGUCACAAUUUAUUUUACUAACCCCUCCAUUCGUGAUGUUGCAAAUAGUUGAUGAUAAUGUGCCAAAAGAAUAAAUCCAUUUUCAUUCACUUU